Messenger RNA from Phoenix dactylifera (date palm), 1151 nucleotides. NCBI's taxonomy places the organism in Eukaryota, Viridiplantae, Streptophyta, Magnoliopsida, Arecales, Arecaceae. The record is from RefSeq and is a predicted model, not a curated record.
AUGGAGCCCAAUGUCGAGAACAAGUUUUGGCUCGGUCACAAGAUCGGGAGCAGGUCUUUGGAGAGAUCUAUUUGGGUACUAAUACUCAAACGGACGAAGAUAUCUUGUGCUUCAUCAACUUCUUGCGAGGAAAGCUCCUCUCGGCCAGAUCUCUUGGACAAGAGUCAUAGGCUAACAUCCCACAAGGACCAUCACCCAUUAAAAAUAUUGUCCCGACGGGUCCUUAGGACACUGGUGCCCUCCUUUUUUUUUUUUUUUUCUUUUUUUUUUUUUCGGCUCGACAUUUCGACCUCUCCGGCUCUCCCUCCAAUCCACCUCCUCCCCCACCCUCGAGCCCGCUGCCUUCGACCCCUCCGACAGCGCCGACGACCCCUCCUGCCUCCCAGACCGCCUCUUCCGCUCUCGCAAGCCAGCCCCCUUCCCUCCCCUCCCGCUGAUUCGUCGCCGAGCCGGUCGCCGCCCGGUCGUGCUCCUUCGUCGGCACCCACGAGUACGUCGCCCACAAGGUCGCCGCCGGCCACUCCCACAGUCCCAUGGCAGCGCCGCGUCCUCUUCUACGAGUUUCUCUACGGUCGAAUCCGAAGACUGAGAGAUCUGAGCGCAGAGGACCGGGCCGACCUUGUUAAUGCUCUGAAGGUUUUUGUUCUUGCUUCUGUUCUAUCUCGCCGUUGGCUACGCCUCCCUCCCCUCCGUCGCCAGCGCAACUACGAGGACAUCCUCAUGAACUUCGUGGUCGCCAUGGCCAUGGCCGCAGAGGGCAGGGCGGGGCCCGUCACCAUGCUGGUGGAGGGUAGGAGGGUCAGAGACUGGGGCAACCCUCGGAACGACGGAAGCAGCAGCGACGACCGUGAUAGUGAUGCAGUGAAAGAGCAAGAGAGGGAAAGAGAGAUUACACGGGUGGGAUUGAGCGCCAGAGGAGACCACAGGAAGAGGACCGAGUCGGUCUGAAGGUGGUGUUUUUUUUGUUUCCUGAACUCAUUUUUUUGUACUUUGAUCGGGGCUUUCUUGCUUCUGAUCCAUCUUCGUUUUUGUUUUAAUUUUGUAAUUAGAAAUCUAGAUUUUUUGUUUCAUAUUUUUUGGAACAAAAAUUGUAACUUGAUGUGUUCUUGAAACAGAACAAGCUCCAGAGUCUAUAUUUUUCUUUCUCCUAA